Messenger RNA from Fomitopsis serialis, 4309 nucleotides. RefSeq names its product Rapamycin-insensitive companion of mTOR, N-term-domain-containing protein. Gene Ontology annotation, biological process: TORC2 signaling. Lineage: Eukaryota; Fungi; Basidiomycota; Agaricomycetes; Polyporales; Fomitopsidaceae. The record is from RefSeq and is a predicted model, not a curated record. Gene Ontology annotation, cellular component: TORC2 complex. The coding region runs from base 98 to 4135 and encodes 1345 amino acids. The transcript has 25 exons.
CUGACGAGCCUCCCAACCUCCGGUGGGUCUGCCUUUCUGUGGCAUGCAACCAUAGCGACACCUCCCACUUGCCUCCAGCACUAAUCUCAGCUCGGAGAUGCCUUCCGUCGUCGUCGACCAUGCGUCGUCGUCUGGCUCGACGCAGCGUCUAGGUGACGCGGGGAUGUCAGCGUACACCAACCUGACUGGCACAACCCUCGCGAAUGGUGGCUCGUCCUUCAUGACCCAUUCUGGUACGAAUGGGGACAGCAGGGGACUUGAUAUGUCAGAAGAGCAGGCGGUACCCGAUCAGUUCGAGAAAUUGCACACUGAACUCAAGAUUGCUAAUGCCAUCAAGGAGGGAGCGGAGAAUAUGCUGCAGAUGCCAUUGACAGACACAUUACGCUUACAGGUCGAGUCCGAACUGGAGGUCGCCAAGAACAAGAUUAGUGCCAUAACUAGCACUAUUGAGACUUAUUCUUCCAAAGGCAAUCGCAAGCAAGGUCCUGAGACGACUACAAUCAAUGGCAAGGGAAGACCGCACAGACCUCCACCUAUGCAUGUCAAGCAUACCACCGAAGCUGCAGAGGACUUCCGCUCAGCGAUGCAGCAGGCUAACUCUUGCAUGAGGACUCUUCUCUCUUCGUAUCGCUCCACACCUGCUGCACCGUCGCCUUCAGGCGCCUCUCCGUCCACUUCGCCCUCCUCAUCUGUCAUGUCCAGCGUGACCGUGGCGAACGGCGGCGAUCUGGAGAGAGCGAGAGUAGAGGCCAUGACGCGGCUUGUCACUGUCCUGCAGCGCAACCUACGCGUCCGGUACGAGCUAGAGGUCGAAGAGGUUGUGAAAGCGGUUCUUCCCUCACUCUCCGAUCGCUCGUUGAAGCACUCUCGUGCAACAGCGUACCGGCUCAUCAGGCACUCGCUGGUUGACUUCCACUCCGUCGAACGUCUGAAGGAGCAGAAGCUUGACUGGUUCAUGGUCAAGUCCCUCUCCCGCGACAACAAAUAUGCUGUCGAGAAGGAGCAGGUCAUCAAGCUCAUCCGUGCAAUCGUGGAGAUUGGCUCAGAGAGAAGGGGUCCGGGUGGUACCAACGCUCGUGGUGCCGGUGCGGUCCCGCUCUCGAACGCAGUCUUGCGCGCUCUGAAUGCAGUUGCGGAGAGCGUGGAUGACCCUUUUAGGCCGAUAUGCCUGCAGACGCUGACAGAGAUUUUGGUCAUCGACAUCGAAUUGAUGGCGAAGACGGGUGGUAUUCGGGUUCUGCUACACGCUCUUGCUGAUGGCCCCCCUGAGAUGGCGCCUCUCCUUGCGUCUGUGUUUCUCCAUAUCGUGGACUGCCCAUCUACUCGGGCGUAUCUACGUCCCGGGAUCGACUUGGAGAUGGCCUUAUCUGGAGUGACGGAUGCAUAUGGCAAGGGGCUGGAACACGUCGACCGCAUGAGAGCGUGCUCGAGAGUGGUCACUUCCAUGCUCCGAACAUGGAGUGGUCUCAUAUAUUUCUGCAUACAAGACAAGCUAGCCAUACGCUCCUUGGUCGAUGGCCUACGAAUACCUUCACUCGAGACCCGCGAAGUCAUUCUGGACAUGUUUUUUGACCUAUUGAACAUCAGGGCACCUGACUGGCACCAAGCCUUCAUCGCAGGAAGGCGCCUAACGAUCUACCGCAAGAGUGCGACGUCAGACCAGAAGGAGCUUCCUCCCUUGCCCGAGCCUGCGCAAAGACCACAGGUGACGGUCAAGCUGAUUGAGCACUUCCUGGCAUUGUUGAUCCAAGUGCUUUGCGGCGCUGGGCUUCUGGACGCACUCACGUGCAUGCUGGAAGAGAGUCCAGUCGGGUCGAACCUCUCUCGCAAAGCGGUACUCCUCAUGGCAGAGAUCUUGCAGAUGUCGAACAGGGUGUUACCAUUGUCCAUCGCGGCACACAUUCAGGCUCUUCCACGUGUGUUCAACCUGGCAUCCGACUAUUCGGUUGGCGAACAUCGCAUCAUCGGUAACUCAGCUUUGUCUUCAAUCGACAGCUUCAACCGCCAUCGAGCACGUGUCCAGCCUGCGCCCGUUACAGACAAGUGCGAUACACGUCCAAGAGCGAAUUCAGUGGAGGACGCCGUGCGUCGCGGGCAGAGGCAGGUUCAACAGGACAAGAUGAAGCAGGCGAUGCAGAUGGACGACAAGGCCUUCCAAGCAAUCUUGUUAGACUCUCAAGUCAUGACCGCCAAAGACCCCUCGAAGUGGAACUUCGAAGUCCUGCAAGAGCUCAUCGAGGGUCCGCUCCUGAAUCCGAAGAGGAUGGAGGAGGCGAUACGAGUGUCGCGGUAUAUGCGCAAGUUAAUGAGCUUCUUCCAUCCGUUCAGCCAUAAGUUCUCUGAGCUGCCGAAGACGAAGGCAAAUAUACGCUGGGUUCGCUUAGGCUGUCAGCUGUUGAACGCUCUCUUGACUUCGUCGGAGGGCGUGAAGUUCCUGGGUGAAGACGACCUCCUCAACCAGAUUGUGAAGAGCUUCGCCCAACUUGACCCGUUCAACGGCGCUCCCACAUCCGAUCCGAUCUUCUCCAAAAAACGGAUGAAUGAGACACUGACAUUCGGCUACUUCGAGAUGCUCGGCACUCUUAGCAAGCGGAAGGAAGGACUUGAACUGUUGGAAAAGUUCAAGCUCUUUACUGCGUUCUACCACUUGACAGAGCUAAGGAGUCGCGAAGAUUUGCUGAAGGGUAUCAUUGAGAAUCUUGACUAUAGCUAUGAUGGACAUUCGCGAAUCGUCUUGUCGAAGGCGCUCACCUCUAGCUACAAGCACAUUAGAGAGUUUGCAACGAAUCACUUGGGCGCGCUUAUCCGUGCGAGUGCAACUACCAAUUCGUGGACACUCCGGCUUCUCCUCACGCAGUUGUACGACCCCGCUAUCGAGGUCCGAGAAGUCGCUGUGCGGUUCCUGGAGGAGGCCUGCGAGUCCCCGGAUGUCCUCCAGUCGGUUGUCGAGAUGCAGCCGACGUUGGACCAUCUUGGCGAGAUGGGGCAUCCGCUCAUGCUGAAGUUCAUGUCCACUCCGAUGGGCUUCCGCUUCUUGUAUUCUGCUAACUACAUUGACCGCGAGAUGGACAUAUGGUUCCAUGAGAGAAACCUUCAGUACGUGGUGUAUAUCGAAGUCUUCCUGGCCAAGAUCUUUAGCCCCAGCGGCGACGAAGACGAGGAUGCACUUACCCUCGAGAGCAUGGUACCGCCGCACUUCUACGGCGUCAUGGCGAAGACGGAGCUUGGGUAUCAAGUCUUGCAGGAGAAGGGUCAUUUCGCAGAGUUCGCAGAGUUUAUCAGGCAGCACGGCCUUGAGAGCGUGGACCAUGACUUGAUCAUGAAGCUCAAAAGCGUGCUCUGGGCGGUCGGAAAUAUCGGGGCGACCGAGGGUGGGCUCACCUUGCUGGAAGACGAAGAGAUCAUCCCCGAGAUCAUCAAGAUCGCGGAGGAAUCUUUGGUCCUCUCGGUUCGAGGAACGUGUUUCUUCGUCCUUGGGCUAAUUGCAUCUACACCGCAAGGCGCUGAGAUCUUGGACGACUACCAUUGGGAGGCAACACUGUCUCCCCUGGGAAUCCCGACGGGUAUCUGCGUGCCCGUCGAUGUCGAGAAAUUCACCUAUAUACCUCCAUGGGGCUGCGUCGCCAACGAAGGGGAUGACGAUGUGCGACUCGAGCCGCCGAAGACUGAAGAGGAGAUGGAGGUCAUGGCGGCCAUCUACAACCUCGCCAACACCGUCAUCGCCAACACCGCCUCACGAUCUCUAGCGAAGAUGAAAACGCGGCCGGAGUACCGGCACAUUUUCAGCUCGUCAGAGAUGUACUUCCGCGCCUUACACACCAUCUCCUCGCAAAAGUACCGCCUGCCAGUGCGGCGGUACAUCCUCGACCUGUUCGACGUCGAGCUCGAUGCUGCCGUGGUCGGCAGGCUGUCCGAGUACGCGACCACACUGCGGGUGCACAAGCCCGCGAAGCCGUCAUUCUCGCGGAUCGUGAGCAUCGUCGGGCGGCCGAAUCCGGAGCACCGCGCGUCGGACAGCGAGGACGAGGAUGAGGAUGAGGAUGAGCGGGUGGCGGUCGUAGAGAAGCCACCGGUGAUGAGCUUGCGACCGAUGAGCAAGAUUGUGGGGUUUGAUGGGAGUAAUUACUUUGAUUAACUGACGGUUUGCGCUGAGCUGUGAACUUGGAAGUUUGGACUACUUUUGCUGUUGCUGAUCGCUGUGCGUUGCAUCGUUGCUUUUCUCUAUGUCGUUUGUUCGCCAUGUACUGUCACACUAUACCCUGUAUGCAAGCUCCAUAGGGACAAUGUCAAAUAUGUCAGACUGGAGAGA